AUGGGCCAGCGACAUAACCGACGCCGUACUCGUCCCCGUUCACACCGUGCCAAUUCCAUUGACGAAGCCUCUGCAGCUGCCUUGACUGCUGUAAUUCCGCCUCCUGGAUCUCCUGUGGCAGUGAUAGCAACAAUCUGGAGCCCUCAACCAACCUCUUGCGUCCAUCCAAGUUCCGCCACUGCAUGCAUUUCACCUGGAUCUCCGGUUCUGGCAGCCUCCGCCCCAACUUGGCACUAUGGGUCUACGGACUGGAAGAUCCCUGAAACUACAUCGCAGUGGGAUGGGGAGGGAUUCGAGGCACAGCGAUGUCGAUUGUUCGGCGGCGAGCCGGGCGAUGACGUGAGCCUCUGCUACCGCAUGCUGGAGUACUUUGGUGGGCUCGACUAUAUUGAUUCAUCAAGACACAGUACGCUGGGAGAUUGA
Molecule: messenger RNA, 423 nt
Organism: Penicillium macrosclerotiorum
Lineage: Eukaryota; Fungi; Ascomycota; Eurotiomycetes; Eurotiales; Aspergillaceae
Exons: 2
Coding region: 1-423 (140 amino acids)
Source: RefSeq, a predicted model, not a curated record